GGAAUGGGACGCGCCCGUAACUUAACUACCGUUCAAAUAAGCGUUAGCUUAGCCUAGCUUAGCUUAGCUUGCCGGUUUCAAACAUCGUCAUGGCUCUCAGUAACAGCAUGAAGGCUGCAGUUUCGGGUUGGGGAAAGCUGCUGGUUUUAUUGUCCGCGCUGGGGUUUGUCUGUGCCUCUGGUGAGAGCGCUAAAACUGUGGACUUUAACGUGAAACCGGGAGGAGUGGUGCACUCAUUCUCCGAAAAGAUUAAAGAGUAUGAAUGCAUCUUCACCUAUGCUUCUCAAGGUGGUACCAAUGAGCAAUGGCAGAUGAGUGUGGGUCUGAGCGAUGAUGACAGACUCUUCUCUUGUUCAGUAUGGAGGCCCCAGGGGAAAUCCUACUUGUUUUUCACGCAGUUCAAAGCAGAGAUUAAAGGAGCUAAGAUUGAGUAUGCCAGUGCAUAUUCCCAGGCAGCUGUUGGAGGUCAGAAGGAUGUUCCUCUAAAGGAUGAGGAGUACGCAGUAGGUGAUACUACAGUGACCCACAAGGACGGUAAAUUCCGUGCUGAACUCUCAAAGCUGACCCUCAUUGGUCGGACGCGCCAUGAUGAGCUCUGAUUGCUUGAACCCCAACAUUCCCACUCUGCUACUGUACACAGAAGAUGGGUAGCUGAAGCUCUGGAGAGUUCUUGAAUGAAGCUCCAUCACUGAACAUCUCCUGUCUCCUGUGACAUCUGAGCAAUGGAAACCAAGCCAGAGAAAGAGAUGAAGAGACCUUCUAAAGCAAAACUCAACAAAUUGUUAAAAGACUUUUAUCAGAGACUUGUAGAAAUUGUAUCUUGCAAUAAACAUGACUGAUGAUGUAUAAGGGACAGCAUGAAGUGAUCUAGAUAUCAGAUAUCAAAGAUUAAUAUUUUCCUUGGGCUUUUCUUUUGUAUUGAAAAAUGUGUGCAUUUUUACAAAGGUAUCUUAAAAACAUGUGAUGGUUGGAUCUAUUUUCAGCUUUUUUCCCCCAAAACAAAACCACCAGUUUCCCCUCUAGCACUUCUUUCCAGUCAAGGACUGGUCUUAUAUGCUCAAAAAUGCCAUGUGGAGUACAUUUAAGGAUUGUAUUUCAACAUUAUAUAUAUCAUACAUACUGAUUCUGUCUAGGUGUCCUUUGUUCCUGGUGAGUUCUUCUUCAGCUUCUCCGGUCUCUCUCAGUCUAUCUGGGGAUGGAAAACAGUAAGAGAAUUCAUGCCAGGAUUUUACAUUAGCAGAUAUUUUUUCUUUCUUUUUUGUUUUGUUUUCACGUCCUGACUAAUGAACUGUGUAUUCAUAUUUUAAUAAAUAAAUUCACCCGUUA
Astyanax mexicanus (Mexican tetra) is the source of this 1326-nucleotide messenger RNA. It is a transcript of the gene mydgf, whose product is annotated as myeloid-derived growth factor. Bases 90 to 599 code for a protein of 169 amino acids. The record is from RefSeq and is a predicted model, not a curated record. Lineage: Eukaryota; Metazoa; Chordata; Actinopteri; Characiformes; Acestrorhamphidae. Gene Ontology annotation, biological process: positive regulation of angiogenesis; positive regulation of endothelial cell proliferation. The transcript has 6 exons.